This is a messenger RNA of Halteromyces radiatus, 2059 nucleotides long. Its product is annotated as putative vacuolar sorting-associated protein. The record is from RefSeq and is a predicted model, not a curated record. NCBI's taxonomy places the organism in Eukaryota, Fungi, Mucoromycota, Mucoromycetes, Mucorales, Cunninghamellaceae. The coding region runs from base 30 to 2015 and encodes 661 amino acids. The transcript has 8 exons. Gene Ontology annotation, molecular function: ubiquitin binding; phosphatidylinositol binding; metal ion binding.
UACAUUAUUUUAUAUAUUUAUCAACGAACAUGUCUUUAUGGUGGGGUGCAAAUCCUUUGGAUGAACUUAUAGAUAAAGCUACUUCCGAAUAUAUUCCUAUUGGACAAGAAAACUUGGCUCUUCAUUUGGAAAUCAGUGAUGAAAUACGAAGUAAAAAGGUCAAUAGUAAGGAUGCUAUGAGAUCUCUAAAGCGAAGGCUCACUCACAAGAAUCCAAACGUCGUUUUGGCUACUCUUAACUUGACGGAUACCUGUGUGAAGAAUAGUGGUGAUGCCUUUGUACGAGAAAUUGCAAGCCGAGAAUUCAUAGAUGAAUUAGUCUCACUAUUACGAAGUCCGACUGGUUGCAAUAUAGACGUCAAAAACAAGAUAUUAUCUAUCGUGCAAACCUGGGGAUUAGCUGCAAAAGGAAAACCAACUCUUAGUUAUAUGACUGACACUUAUUAUCUCCUUCAAGCAGAAGGUUACGUAUUCCCUCCCAUGACUGAUUCUGUUGAUGCUAUUCUCUUGGAAACUUCUGCGGCCCCUGAAUGGACUGAUUCGGAUGUUUGUGAACGAUGUCGUACUCCAUUUACCAUGACCAAUCGAAAGCAUCAUUGUCGUCAAUGUGGUAAAACUUUUUGUCAACAAUGUUCUUCAAAAAAUAUGUCGCUUCCUCAUCUUGCCAUCAUUGAAGAGGUACGUGUCUGUGAUGGAUGUUAUAUCAAAUUGAAACUCGCCAAGGUUGCUAAAAAGGACACUAUACCCUCUACCUUUGGAUCAGCAGCUGCACCUAUACCGGCAUUUUUGCAACAAUAUUCGGAUACCCCUGAAUCAGUCACUGCCAAUCGCUCGAUCCCAAGAACUUCAGCAACGACAACAACAACGACAACAACAACAGCGCAAGCAACAGAUGAUGAUUUUGAUGAAGAUAUGAAAAAAGCUAUCGAAUUAUCACUUAAGGAAGAAGAAGCUCGCAAAAAUAGUUAUGGCGCUGGAUAUACACCUUCUCAACAACUGAAACAGGAACAGAGACAAGAAGUACAACCAGUGACAACUGAAGAAGAGGAUGAUCCAGAUUUGGCAGCAGCUAUUGCGGCAUCACUACGUGAUAUGGAAAUCAAUAAUAACACUGUAUCUCAACGCCAGCAAGAAACUUACAAUACUAGAACUCGAAACCGUGAUGAACUUUCUACUGUGGAAAUCGAAAAUAUUCAACUCUUCUCAACAUUGGUGGAACGUGUUCACACUGCAGCAGGUGAUAUUUCUCGAGACCCUCAAAUCAACAAAUUAUACACUCAAAUUGGAACUCUACAACCAAAAUUGGUGAAGAACCUGGAUGAAACUGAUCGGAAACAUCGUAUAUUCGUCGACUUGCAUGAAAAAAUGAAUAUGGCGGUCAAAGCAUAUGAUCAGUUACUGGAACAACGUGUAUCAGGGGCUCAUUUUCGUACUACUGAUAGAAUUCCUCCAUCCACGUAUUAUUCAUCAUCAGCAGCUCCAACAAUCUAUACAUCAUCAACCACAUCAACGACGCCUACAACAUCCAAUUCUUUAUAUCCUACAGUACAACCACCAUCCUUGUCUCAAUAUGGCAAUACUUCAUCAGACCAAUAUCAACAACAACAACCUUAUCAGCCAUCUUAUCCAUCAGUCUCUGGUUCUACUACAAGCAAUCAACAGCCUUAUCAAUCAUCUUAUCCGUCGAUUUCUAGUCCUACUCAAAAUAUUCAACAACAGUAUCAUCCUGUCGCUUCGCUCCCACAACAACAACAACAACAACAGCAACAACUGUAUUAUCAACCCAUACAACAGCAACAACAACCAUCACAACCUCCUUCAGGAUAUCCACCACAACAAAUAACUGUGAAUGGAUCAGGAAACUACCAGCAAACCCCUAUACAAGGAUACCAAGAAACAACUACAAGACAAUAUCAUCCCGGUUCUCAAAUUCCACAACAGCAGCAGCAAUCGACACAACAGGAGCAGCAACAACAACAACAACCUGCCUAUGAAGCACCUUUGAUUGAUCUUUGAUCCUCUUGCUGUAAUCAACUUCUUUAUUUAUUUUGUUAGUUUUU